CUUCCUCUGCCUGCCUGCUGCUGAAGAGCCGUAAAGUAUGCACGUAAAAGCUGUUUAAUAGCCGGACAGGUAAACAAGCGAGUAAACACCCAAUUGAGGAGUCAAAUAACCAAAAACACAGCAGAUGAAGUAGCACAAUGAAGCGGUAUUUCUCUUGCCUGAGUUGGAGAUUGAUCAAACUGCUGGUCGCUGUGUGACGGUAUAUAGCUAGCUGUAGUCGGCUGUUUAGACGUGGACAGGUAUCGACGAGGAAGCUCCGUACAGUUCAUUAAGGCUGGUUAUUGGUUAUCGUUGACUAGUUCAACACAGAAGACCACGCCUUUUAAAACGCAGCACUGUUUCUCUCCUCAAAAAAGAAUGCAAAUGGCAGUUUGGUAAACGAAUGGAAAACCAGUCCUACACGGAUAACCAUGAAGACUGAAGGCACAGACGGCACCGUCUCCUGGGUUUCAGUAUGUCCCAGUGGCCUGCUAAAGGUGGAAAGUAGAAGGACCAGGAAGACUGGGAGUGCGGACCAGAGUCCUGUAAUGGGCUCAGUCUGCAGGGUCCGGGUGUGGCAGAAAACUGAGGAUGGAUCAGGGAGCCAGGAUACCACUGGUGCAGAAGAGCAUGGCAUACUGGAUGAGUUGCACAGUGAGGUGCAGAAGUUCUCCUUCCCCCGUUCCCAGUACUCAGUGCUUCAGAUUCCGGAGAACACCUGGGUGCUGGUGCGAAUGGGCGACGGGCAGUGUGACGUUGUGGAAAGCUGUCUGGAAGGAAUGAAGGCUGGAGAGCAGUGUGAGGUGCUGGUCACUGCAUUAAAAGACGGAACCAAGCCAGGUUCCGCACUCACAAUGCAAACUGACUGCAGUGUGCUGGACCCAGUUGGCCAGGAGCACCAACCUCUCUGCUAUGUGUUGGAGUUGCAUUCUUUCACCUCUGGCCGGGAAUCGUGGGAGAUGGCACCCGAGGAAAAGUGGGACUGGGUGAAGGUCCACAAAAAAGAGGGCGGGGAGAGGUUCCGGAAGGCCGACGUGUGGGGAGCUGCAGAUUGCUACAGCCGGGCACUUAAGCUGCUUCUCACCCUGAAAGAUGAGGAGAAGGGGGAGAGGCAGGAGACACAGGCCAAAGCGGAGGGAGGAGGACUGAAGGCAGAGGAAAGUGAGGCUAGCACAGGAGGCCAAGAUGCUUCGGGAGAGCAUGACAACAAAGAAAUGAGAGCAUCUUCUGUGGGGGAUGAGUUAGAUAGGAAGUCAGACUCCUUUAUGAGCAAUGAGAAAACCACGUCAGAGAAAAUGCACAAAUCAGAAGUAAAUCUGGCGAUAGGAGAUGAAUACAAGGCGGUACGGUCAGAACUGCACUCCAACCUCUCCCUCUGCCAGCUCAGACUAGGCAAGCCAGCAAGGGCACGACACAGCAGCUCGAAAGCAGUUGAACUGGAUCCCAGCAAUGCGAAGGCCUGGUAUCGGCUUGGUCAAGCAUGCUCGCAGGUGGGGGAGCUGGGUUUGGCCCAAGGAGCUUUUAAGAAGGUGUUGGAGCUGCAGCCAAGUUCACCAUCAGCCCAGAAGGCCCUGAGAGAAGUGAAGGCGCGCGAGAAGGACCUGGACAUCAAGCUUGGUCAGAAGCUUAGUAAGAUGUUCAGCUAGGUUCUCUGCUGGGUUACCUAGGCCAGAAGAUUGGAUUUGUGUCAGGGUUUGGAUAUGGUCAUGAGAGAAUCUUAAAAGCCAGGACAGUCCAGAACAUCCCCAAGUGUAAUUCUGAUGGUUAAAAACCCUUAUGAAGAUGCCUCAGGUCUAUUCAGAUUGUGUGUGUUUUCUACUGUUUGUUCAUGCUGCUAUGAGCAGCUGUGGCUGCAGAUGCAACAUAGCCUGCCAGUACAGGACUGGGGGGGGGGGGACUGAUGGUGAGAAUAUGGUAAAUCUCGCAUUUAUUAUCUUGAGGUAAAUAUGAGAUGGAUGGAGAUGACAAUGGCUUGAAUGCUUACCUCAGUGGAGGCUGACGUCUCCAUUUUAAAGCUGCCAUUCUUCUUACCCGAUCAGGACUGUUGUGUCGUAUUUCUCAGCUGUAAUUCAGUUUGUUGAUAUCCAUCUUUAAAAUGACUAUAUGUAAACUUGUUAGUUGUAUGUUUCGUCAAUGAUAAAACUUAUGCUAAUCCAAUAAAAUGUAAAUAGUCCCUUUAUGUUUU
This is a messenger RNA of Brienomyrus brachyistius, 2164 nucleotides long. RefSeq names its product FKBP prolyl isomerase like (gene fkbpl). The record is from RefSeq and is a predicted model, not a curated record. NCBI's taxonomy places the organism in Eukaryota, Metazoa, Chordata, Actinopteri, Osteoglossiformes, Mormyridae. The coding region runs from base 411 to 1625 and encodes 404 amino acids. The transcript is spliced from 4 exons. Gene Ontology annotation, molecular function: protein binding.